Messenger RNA from Grus americana (Whooping crane), 2042 nucleotides. It is a transcript of the gene LITAF, whose product is annotated as lipopolysaccharide induced TNF factor. The transcript is spliced from 5 exons. The coding region runs from base 291 to 734 and encodes 147 amino acids. The record is from RefSeq and is a predicted model, not a curated record. Gene Ontology annotation, molecular function: zinc ion binding. Gene Ontology annotation, biological process: regulation of cytokine production. Lineage: Eukaryota; Metazoa; Chordata; Aves; Gruiformes; Gruidae.
GACGCACUGGCUUCGCUCGCAGCCCGGGCGGGGGGAGGCCCAUCUCGGCGCAGCGCUGCCAGUAAGUCCGGGGGAGGGGAAACGCCUCCCUCCGAGCAGCUGGGCUCCGGGCAGGGUCUGUCCCGGGGCUGGCGGUGGCUGUCCCGGGCCCAGGGCUGCGGACUACACUUCUCCGAUUCUGCUGGUAUUCCCAGUGGGUGUUUUCCUGGAGUUAAAAGAUCAGAUACCACAGUCAUCUAUAGCCAGCAACUUUCUGCCGUGUGUAACAAACGUGCAACAAUCCAAAUACAAUGUCUGCUCCAAGUGGCGUCCCUGUCCCAUCUGCACCACCUUCCUAUGAGGAAACAACAGGAAUCAAUGUGAACUAUCCUCACCCCUAUCCUGUCCCAGAACCUGGCCAGAAACCAGAUGGGAAGGGAAUGAACCCCCCGCCGUACAUGGGACAGCCCGCACCAGUGAGUAACCCUGUUACAGUUCAGACAGUGUACGUGCAGCAACCAGUAGUAUUUUAUGACCGCCCAGUUCAGAUGUGCUGCCCUUCCUGUAACCAGAUGAUAGUGACACGUCUCUCAUAUGAUGCGGGAGCUUUGACUUGGCUGUCAUGUGGUGGCCUCUGCCUGCUGGGGUGUAUAGCUGGCUGCUGCUUAAUUCCUUUCUGCAUUGAUGCCCUAAAGGAUGUGGAUCACACCUGUCCGAACUGCAGUGCUGUUGUUGGUUCUUACAAACGUUUGUAGGCAGUGUUUAAAAAUCAAUAAUUGAUUGAUGAAGUUAGUUAGCACCUCUACAAGCCUGUUCUGAAUCUUCAUGGAGACUUCUGGUUGUUUCUGUGCAUCCUGUCAUUGGAAACCAAUCAAAAGUAAUGUUUGAAUAAGAUUGUUUGAAUAAGAUUGUUUGAAUAAGAAUUUGCUGAGGGGAUUCUGCCUUAGGUCUGUAAAAAGCAUGUGUAAUCUUUAUGGGCCACUCAGUCCAGCACCAGUUGAUAGCAACUAAAUGUUUUCCCUUUCUGCUUUAUGCAAAACAGGUUUGUGAUGUUCUUCAGUUAAUCUUGUCUCAAUCAUGUUGCGCGCUGGUGUGCUUGCUUACAGUCUCAGCACAGACCAAGAGGAGAAUGUCUAUGGAGACUGACUAUAUAGUCUUGUGCUUGGUGUUGAUGAUUUUGCAACAGCACUGUUUACAAACUGGCAGGAGUUGCUUGCCUCUGAGACAGGUGCCUUUCCUUGACAAAAGGAGUGAUUUGUUGGCAUAUUUUCAUGAGCACUAAAAUUCACUUUAAAACUUUGAGUUGAAAGAGAACCAAACCUAAAGGCUUCUUCUUUCUUAGAGGCUUCUUUACCAAAUGGACAGGUCAGGUUAUUGCGCAUCAAUGAUGAAUCAAUCUAAUACCUGAAUUCCCUUGCUGCCAGUUUUAAGUCUAGUCAUAUCUCUGCUCUGCAGUAAAGAUGUUCAUGCAGGAAUUUUUUAUAUUUUUUCAGUGUUUCUUGUUUGGUUGGGGUUUUUUUUACUGCUGAUUUAUAAGUCUGUGAAGUAUUCUCUCCACCCUAGUGGAAAUACCCAUAGAGCCUUAGUUACAACUUCCUUUUACAUUUAUGUAAGUAACUGAUAGAUCAUAAACAAACCUCAGCCUUAUCUUAAGGCUUGAAUUCCACCUGCAAAACACAGAUACAGGACCUGUGCUUUUAAUUGUUGAGCUGUUUGUUAAUUAUUGUUUCUUCAUUAAGAAGGUAACAUGUUUGUUAAGGAGUUUCUUGAUUAUUUAGACUUGUACUCUGAUUUUUCUAAAUGAAAGAGAAGUUCUGUUUUCAGAAACUGGAUAUACUUAAGACAACAAUCACAAAAAAUUAGGGAAUGAGGCUCUGAAGGUUGAAGUAUUUUACCAUGUCAUAAGCAGCAGACUUGGUCCAAAUAACAUUUUGAUGCAUUUGAAUGAUACCUGUCUAGAAAAGGCAGACAGGUAUUUAAACAAGGCUAUGAUGCUAACACUGUAUUAAUCUCUGUAAAUGUAAAUAGCUAAAAUAAAUACAAAUAAAAAUUACUGUAUUUAC